AUGUUAACUAAUUCAAGAUCUAAGCCUACAAUUAAGCCAGUGUUCAAAUUAAAGUAAUUUUUGAAUACUAUUGUUGUGCCUUACUCUUCUAAAGAUCCUACAAAUAGAUUAAAGAAUUCAAUUGAAAGUUCAAGAUUUGCAUCAUAUCAUAAUAUCAGUAAUUCUGUACGUAAAAAUAUGAUCAUAAGUCAACAAUUUUUGUUACCUAGUAUCACUAAUAGGAAAUCACUAAUUAUUGAACCGAAUUAAUCAUCUACUCUAGCAGUUGAUCAUGCAUAGUUAGAGUAAAACAUUAUAAAUAAUAAUAAACACAAAAAAAAAAACUUUAGAUAAUUUAAGAAUCUUAGUAUUGCAUAAAAUUCAAACGAUAAUUUGAAUUCAACAAAUGAAGAAUUAUUAUUACUUUAAUCUAAUAAAAAUAGCCCUACAAAAUACAAAACAUCUAAUAAGUAGGAAUAGUAAAAGUCAAGAAAAUAAAAAUUAAUUGAGUUUUUGAAAGGUGAAAAUUAAGGCAUAUAAUUUACAUAAUUAUUACAAAAAAAAUAAUCAAAAUAGUAAACUUUAUUUCCUUCUUUCACAAUUAAAAAAUAUCAAGAACUCUAAUUUUGA
Paramecium sonneborni is the source of this 609-nucleotide messenger RNA. NCBI's taxonomy places the organism in Eukaryota, Ciliophora, Oligohymenophorea, Peniculida, Parameciidae. The record is from the annotation of a GenBank genome assembly.